AUGGCGGGGGCGUCGUCGUCCUCUUCCUCACCGCCCAGUUUGCCGCCAGCGGAGGGAGCCGCUGCUGUCGAGACCGCGCGCAGGAAGAGAAUUCUUUCCAGCAAGCUCUACUUUGACGUACCUCUGACCAAGGUACAUCGCAUGUGGAACGGAUUCUCUGAUUCGCUUGCUCUCUGCAAAAUUCAGGGGAGCGAGAUGGUCUUAGUUGCUCCUUUGUUCAACACGGAGUUGUCCUUGUCGUUCUGAUGAAUACUUAAUUUUCAUGGCGCGGUGCCCGGGUUCCAGGCUCCGGUGAUUUACUCAUCUUCUUAUGACAUCGCGUUCAUGGGGAUUGAGAAAUUGUAAGUUCUUUUGGUCUCGCAUUCCGUGCUUCGAGUUCUACUCGUUUCCAUGGCCUGACAGAUGUUGUUCCCUGCAUUAUCAUUGUCUUUUACAUGUUUUUUGGGUUGCUAUUAUUUUCUGUUUACACAGUGAAUCAUCUACCCGACUCAAGAUUAACUGUCUGAGGUAGUAUUGGAACUAUGGAGUCGUGAUGAUUUUCCAUUAAACAUGGAUGGAUCGAUGGAUCGAUGAGUCGUGAUUAGCUUGUGGAUGCUCGGGAGAAUAGCAAUGGGCCUCAACUUAGACGUAGAAUUUUCAUAACAUGUGGAUUAAUACUAGCAUAAAAAUAAUGGAGGCCGAAAAUCAUCUAUCAUUUCCUGAUAUUGUCACUAUCAGAAUGGAGUAGAUGCACGAAGCAGCAGGCUCAAAUUUUUCUUCAUCCAGAAACCGAAACAAUACAUCCAGUUGCGUUUGUAUAUAUUGUCGGCAUCCUAAAUGCUAUGCUCCUAUCAUUUCUGAGUUCCUCUCAUGUAAAAGUUUAUCUUCUCUUUAGAUAAAUUUGCCACAGGGCUGCAAGAAAUGUAUUUCAUAUAAGGGAUCUUGCCUCUAGUCCCCUCUUACCUCUUAUUUUCUCCUUAUAUUAAACAUAAGUAAACAGUUGACAUUGACAUAUUUUUUAAUAUUUAUUUUGAAACUUGUUUAUGAGAUUAUAUUGUAUGAUUUGGUACAAUCUCUCUUAUCCCAGUCUGGGGUCUAAUUUUAUUUGUUAGGCACCCUUUUGAUUCUUCAAAAUGGGGUCGGAUAUGCCAGUUUCUCAUCACCGAUGGCAUCUUGGACAAGGGUCGAAUAGUAGAACCAUUGGAAGCUUCACGAGAAGACCUACUAGUGGUACAUCCUACAUUUCGUAAUGCCCCUUGUCUUUAUCUUUUCAUAAAAGAAUGUAGGAACUGUAGUGUAUGCUGUCAGUUGUCCAUUUUUUAUUCAAAUACAAUGCAUAUUGCAGGAAUCAGAGGGCUCAGGCCCAUGAACCUGUCAGACUAGUAUUCCCAUAUUCAGGGCGAACACCAUUGUUUGAACUUUCUCAUGUGUACGACAAACUGAGGAAAGGAGAUGGACUAGUGUAGUGACCUUAACUUCUGCAAUGCUUCGUUGGUCAUCUUGAGGUGUUGAUGUACGAUGGCCAGUGAAAAAAGCUAAAAAGGCAUGACAGACGCCACAAUGUCUUCGUGAAAUUAUGGAGAAGUUAAAAUUUUAACGAGUUCACUUCAUAUAAGAAUGGUUUUAUCUGUCCAUUCAUUUCAUUCAUCAAUAAAACAGUCUCCUGAAUAGGAACGAUAUAGGGUUUAGGGUAAUUAUGUACGGUAUUCAUGUAUCUAAAUCCAUCCAAUGAUAAUAGUAAAACAAAGUCUAUGAAAAUCUUGUAUCAUCCUCUGGUAGAAGAAGCACGCAAGCACACGCUCACAGAAAGUAGUGUGGGAUACGAGCCAAGGACAAAUAAAUACCAUGAAAAGUUCUUUUGACUUUAAAAAAAUGUGCAUUAAGUAGAAGUUUCACGUGGGCAGUGUGCAGUGAUGGACAUUAUUUGAAGCUAUGCUUCUAGACCUCUGACAUAUGACAGUCUGAAUAUUCUCUGCUAAGGCAUCAUCUUAAUCUGAAGCUCUCCGGGAUACAUUUUUUUAAGAUUCAUUUUUUCUUUUAAGUUAUUGACGAAUUAUUAUGGUUAUUUUUCAUUAAAUAUACUCUUAUUAGCUCUCUAUUAGUACGAUAUACUCUUGUUGUAUCAUUUGAUAGAUUUAUCUUUAUGUAUAUAUUUUUUUCCAUCACUGAGCGUGAAUAGGUUUUCUUGACAGGUCCAUUCAGAAUCAUACUUGAACAGUCUCAAAAGCAGCUUAAAAGUUUCCAUUAUUAUUGAGGUGAUGUAUUGCCAUAAAACGUACAAUCAAAGACACUGCGGUUUCCUGCAUUGGAUCUAAAACUUUUGAGUACUCUACUCAAGUGCAGGAUAGUAUUUAUCAUAACCUUAAUAUGCAGGAUAGUACUCUUUGUUAUCUUGGUCACCCGUCCACUAAUAUGCAAGAUAUUAAACUUGUUCUUCAUGUGGGUAAUUGAUUCUUGUGGAGAACAAGUGGCUUGGCUUCUUUUUUUUUCCCUUCGAGUGAAUGAAAUCUAAUUUUUCCUGUUGCAUGUAGAAUCAUUACGGAUCUUUUAUAGCCUGUUCUUGUGUUAGGUCCCACCUGUUGCAAUGCUACCCAAUUGUCUGGUACAGCAGAAAGUUCUCCACCCUUUCCGGAAACAGGUCAGACCCUUCUCUAUUUCACUUGGCCUGCAUCUGGGUUUCCCCUCUGGUGAUAGUAAGACGUCGAGAGCUUCAGGUUGGAGGCUCCAUCUUGGCCGCGAAGCUGGCCAAAGAACGGGGUUGGGCCAUCAACGUUGGAGGCGGAUUCCAUCACUGUUCGGCAGAGAAAGGCGGAGGGUUCUGUGCAUACGCCGACAUAUCCCUCUGCAUUCACUACGCAUUCUCUCGUCUGAAUAUUUCCCGGUUGGUGCUUUUCUGGCUUAAUUUCUUCUCCAGAUUUGCCGAUUUUUGUUCUCUUUUCUCAGGAUUUAGCCUCUAUUUCUUCUCUAGAAUUGCCCAUUUUUACUCUCUUUGCUCAAAAUCUAGCCUCUGUUUCUUCUCUAGAAUUUCCGAUUUUUUCUCUCUUUGCUCAAGAUUUAACCCCUAUUUCUUCUCUAGAAUUUUCGAUUUUCACUCUCUUUGCUCAAGAUUUAGCCCCUAUUUCUUCUCUAGAAUUUCCGAUGUUUACUCUCUUUGCUCAAGAUUUAGCCUCUAUUUCUUCUCUAGAAUUUCCGAUUUUCACUCUCUUUGCUCAAGAUUUAGCUUCUAUUUCUUAUCCAGAAUCGCCCAUUUUUACUCACUUUGCUCAAGAUUUAGCCCUGUUGCCCUCACGAUUACAGGGCGAUGAUCAUUGAUCUUGAUGCCCACCAGGGUAAUGGGCAUGAGAUAGACUUCCGCAGUGACAGUGAGCAUCUCUCCUUUGACCCUCUGUACCCAUAUUCUGCCUUCUAAUGUUCACUGGCUGGCAGGGAGAGUUUAUAUCUUGGACAUGUACAACGCCGGAAUUUACCCACUUGUAAGAUGCUCUUAUUAAUGCAAAAUCAUGCAUAUUUAAGAGAUUUUUCUCAAGAUAAUCCACAUUAUUUCUCAUACCCACGAUUUUUUUAUGUCUAUAAACUGGCCCUCAAUCGAAUCAAACAGGAUUAUGAGGCGAGGCAGUACAUCCAUCAGAAGGUUGAACUAGCGGUAAGCAUUGUGCUUAGCCCUUCCCAUCCUGUGCCUUUUCCUUGGUACUCAGCUUCAUGGGACCUGCCUGCUCUCAUCUACUUAUGUAGAGCGGAACGAAAACUGAGGAGUAUCUGGAGAGAUUAGAGAGAGCUCUUCAGGUAGAGAGAAUGUCCCUGGCUCGAUAUCUCUCUUUCUUUCUUUUUUUUUUCCUUUUUUAGUAUGGAAUCAUAUGGGUUGGGGGAAUUCAUGGUUCUUGAUAUGGCUCAUGUUUGUCCGUUGACUCGAGAUUUCAGGUAGCGAGAGGUGGGUUUGACCCGGAAUUGGUGGUCUAUAAUGCUGGGACUGACAUUCUUGAUGGAGAUCCUCUGGGUCUGCUGAAGGUAAUCCCUGUAUUUUUUAGGGUUUUUUUUAAUUAAGAUUAGGAAAAUAGCAUGGCUUUUAGGGGGGCUGUGAAUCUGCUGGGUUAGCCCGUGAGCCUGGCCUGCCCCAUUUUAUUCUCUCUCUUCUUUCUCUCUCUCUAUCUCUCUACCGUUGGGUCGGUUCCCCCCAAAUGGCUCGACAAUUUGGCUCACGCUCAGCUGGCCUGGGUCUGCGCAGGUCAAUCCAGAAGGAGUGAAGCUCAGAGAUGAAAUGGUCUUCCGAUUCGCCAGAGAGAAGAACUCCCCCCUCGUCAUGCUGACCUCAGGUCCUUCUUCAAUCUCACCCCCCCAAGAUUCGCUUCAUCCCUCGUUCCUCUCUCUCUCUCUCUCUCUAACACACGCACUCUCUCUCUAUCUCUAAUACACAUACUCUCUCUCUAUCUCUAAUACACAUAUACUCUCUCUAUCUCUAAUACACAUACCAUCUCUCUAUCUCUAAUAUACAUACUCUCUCUCUCUCUCUCUCUCUCUCUCUAAUACACAUAUAUUCUCUCCCUCUCUCUCUAUCUCUAAUAUACACACUCUCUCUCUAUCUCUAAUACACACACACACACACACACACACACUCUGUAUCUCUAAUGCACACACACACACACACACACACACACACACUCUCUAUGUCUAAUACACAUGCUCAGUCUCUCUCUCUCUAACACUCUUGUUUCAGGGGGCUACAUGAAGUCGAGUGCUCGUGUGAUAGCUGACUCCAUCGUAAACCUGGCGACGAAGGGCCUGGUCAACCUGGGGGGGCCCACUCUGUAA
Molecule: messenger RNA, 4785 nt
Organism: Spirodela intermedia
Lineage: Eukaryota; Viridiplantae; Streptophyta; Magnoliopsida; Alismatales; Araceae
Source: the annotation of a GenBank genome assembly